AAAUGCUUGGAAUGUGGAAAAUGCUUCUCUCAAAAUGCCCACCUAAGAAUACAUCAAAGGGUUCACACAGGGGAGAAGCCAUGUAAAUGCCUGGACUGUGGAAAGUGCUUCUCUUGGAAUUUCUCCUUAACUGCACAUAAAAAAAUCCAUACAGGGGAGAAGCCAUAUAAAUGCUUGGAGUGUGGGAAAUGCUUCUCCCAAAAUGCCCACCUAAGAAUACAUCAAAGGGUUCACACAGGGGAAAAGCCAUAUAAAUGCUUGGAGUGUGGGAAAUGUUUCUCUCAAAAUAGCGACCUAACUUCACAUGAAAGGAUUCAUACAGGGGAGAAGCCAUAUAAAUGCUUGGAGUGUGGGAAAUGCUUCACUCGUAAUAGCCACCUAACUACACAUGGAAAGAUUCAUACAGGGAAGAAGCCAUAUAAAUGCUUGGAAUGUGGAAAAUGCUUCUUUUAUAAUAGCCACUUAACUUCACAUGAAAGGAUGCAUACAGGGGAGAAGCCAUAUAAAUGCUUGGAGUGUGGGAAAUGCUUCUCUCAAAAUUCCCACCUAAGAAUACAUCAAAGGGUUCACACUGGGGAGAAGCCAUAUAAAUGCUUGGAGUGUGGGAAAUGCUUCUUUCAUAAUAGCCACCUAACUUCACAUGAAAGGAUUCAUACAGGGGAGAAGCCAUAUAAAUGCUUGGAAUGUGGAAAGUGCUUCCGUCAUAAUAGCAAGCUAACUAAACAUGAAAGGAUUCAUACAGGGGAGAAGCCAUAUAAAUGUUUGGAGUGUGGGAAAUGCUUCUCUCAAAAUGACCACCUAAAAAUACAUCAAAGGGUUCACACUGGGGAGAAGCCAUAUAAAUGCUUGGAGUGUGGGAAAUGCUUCUUUCAUAAUGGCAACCUAACUUCACAUGAAAGGGUUCAUACAGGGGAGAAGCCAUAUAAAUGCCUGGACUGUGGAAAGUGCUUCUCUUGGAAUGUCUCCUUAACUGCCCAUAAAAAAAUCCAUACAGGGGAGAAGCCAUAUAAAUGCUUGGAGUGUGGGAAAUGCUUCUCUCAAAAUGCCCACCUAAGAGUACAUCAAAGGGUUCACACAGGGAAGAAGCCAUAUAAAUGCUUGGAGUGUGGAAAAUGCUUCUCUCGUAAUUGCCACCUAACUAGACAUGGAAGGAUUCAUACAGGGGAGAAGCUAUAG
Molecule: messenger RNA, 1176 nt
Organism: Euleptes europaea (tarantolino)
Lineage: Eukaryota; Metazoa; Chordata; Lepidosauria; Squamata; Sphaerodactylidae
Product: zinc finger protein 665-like
Exons: 1
Biological process (GO): regulation of transcription by RNA polymerase II
Cellular component (GO): nucleus
Molecular function (GO): RNA polymerase II cis-regulatory region sequence-specific DNA binding; DNA-binding transcription factor activity, RNA polymerase II-specific
Source: RefSeq, a predicted model, not a curated record